Apiotrichum porosum is the source of this 462-nucleotide messenger RNA. RefSeq lists its product as uncharacterized. Gene Ontology annotation, molecular function: DNA-binding transcription factor activity. The record is from RefSeq and is a predicted model, not a curated record. The coding region runs from base 1 to 462 and encodes 153 amino acids. The transcript has 2 exons. NCBI's taxonomy places the organism in Eukaryota, Fungi, Basidiomycota, Tremellomycetes, Trichosporonales, Trichosporonaceae. Gene Ontology annotation, biological process: regulation of DNA-templated transcription.
AUGUCUGACCUCCCGGGGCGGUCGUCCGACCCUACUCAGGCUGUGCAGGACGGUAAACACCUGUCCCCAGGUGCAGCCGAUAGACAGAUGGCCUCUUCCAGUCGAGUCAAGAGGUCACACUCGCCCGGGUCCCCUUCGACAAGUGCCUCGCCAGGCUCGACGGCAGGACGGCUCUCAAGGGCCAGCGUCACUGACCCCCUAUUGCACCGUAGGAGACCGUCAGACUCGACGUCGCGGACCAAAACCCAUCCAGGCCGCUCGGCUUCUCCCGACUGGAACGACGGCGGGGGAUCGUCACAGGCUGCCGACGAGUCGAUGAUCAUGCGACGACGCGAGAACAACCGCCUUGCUGCUCAACGCUUCCGAAACCGGAAGAAGAGUUACCAGGAGAGCCUCGAGGAAAAAGUCAAAGGGCUCGAGGUGGAGCGCGGUGCUCUCCUUCGCCGACUCGAGCAAGUCUAG